Lathyrus sativus (Indian pea) is the source of this 1197-nucleotide messenger RNA. The record is from the annotation of a GenBank genome assembly. Lineage: Eukaryota; Viridiplantae; Streptophyta; Magnoliopsida; Fabales; Fabaceae.
AUGGAGCAGAAAACUGAAAGGGAUGUGUUUCAAUUUCAACAUUGGAGAAAUGAAUCAUGGCAAUGGCAAGGUUUAGAGUUUGAGGACGUCAAAGAAAAUCAUCAACUCAAGUUAAUGUUAUCAUUGCCUGAAAUACCUGAGCCACCAACACCUCUUGAGCCUAUGGAGUUCUUAUCAAGAUCUUGGAGUUUAUCCGCUUCUGAGAUUUCAAAAGCACUUUUAGAGAAACAACACAAACAAAUUUUUGUUGAAAACAGGCCUGAAACAUUGCCAGAACCUAUUCCUGUGCCUCAAUUAACGUCAGGCAAGAUCAUACCUUCUACGAAUUGUCGAAAGGGUACGAUUGGAAAAUGGUUGCAUCAGAAGCAGCAUGGGGGUGCGAACACGAAUGUUAAGAGGAAAGAUCGAGCGCGUGUAGAGAAUGCGCGAGCGCAUUCUGCUCUGUCGAUUGCUGGAUUGGCCUCUGCGUUGGCUUCUGUAGCUGCUAGUAGUGACAGUCACUCUAAAUUGGAUGUUGCUAUGGCUUCAGCCACACAACUCUUGGCGUCUUACUGUGUUGAGAUGGCCGAGUUGGCAGGUGCUGAUCAUGACCGUGUGGCUUCUACUGUCAAGUCCGCGGUUGAUAUUCAAACACCGGGCGAUCUAAUGACCCUUACUGCUGCAGCUGCAACAGCUUUGAGAGGAGAAGCGGCGUUGAGAGCAAGAUUUCCAAAAGAAGCAAAGAAGAAUGCAUCAAUAAGUCCCUAUGAUAGAGGAGUGGCAGAAACACAUUGUUCUCCUGUUUUCGAGGGUCAAAUGUUGGAAAACCAUUCUCCAUGUGAGGGAGAUUUGUUGCAGGUUACAGAAAAAGGUUCAUUACGAUGGAAACAUGUGUCUGUAUACAUCAACAAGAAAUAUCAGGUCAAGAUUAAGAUCAAAAGCAAGCACAUUGGAGGAACUUUCUCCAAAAAGCAUAAAUGUGUGGUUUAUGGAGUUUGUAACGAAGACUCUGCAUGGCCAUAUAGAAAAGAAAGGGAAGCUUCUGAAGAGAUCUAUUUCGGCCUCAAAACUGCACAAGGUCUACUAGAAUUCAAGUCAGAGAGCAAACUUCACAAGCAAAAAUGGGUUGAUGGGAUAGAAUUUCUACUCGGUCAUGCCAACUCGGCCGAAGCAACAGAAAAAUCUAUGAAUUUGUUAAAUAUUAGUAGCAGCACUUGA